AUGUUUCAGACUAAAGUGCCGUUAAUCAGCGUGUACAAUAGCAUCGGCAGCCGCCCGCUGGAUAAUUGGGCUGUUCAUCAGUGCAAAGAAGGAGAAAUCCAAUAUGUCCAAGACGAUCUGCUAAACUCCUACGUGCUCCAGAUCAAGUCACCAAACGUGAACUAUACCUGUUGUAUAAACUGUCCAGUGAAUCCCAAAGGUUCACUCGGUGUUCGGCUGCCGUUCGUGACGUUGUUGGUGAAAAACCUAGGACGAUUUUUUAUGUUCGAAAUCACGAUUUUGGACAGCGAAAAUAUUCGCCGGCGUUUACGUGUGAGCAACUACCAUACGAUCAAAAAGCUGAGCACGUUCGUGACCACGUUGCCGAUUUCCAUGGGUGAGGGUUGGAAUCAACUGAACUUGAAUUUGGCCGAGAUCACAAUUGACUCUUUCAAAACGACCUAUGUGGAGACGGUCAGCGUCCAGGUGCACGCCAACUGCCGGUUGAGGAGAAUAUACUUCAGUGACCAGCAGUACAAGGAAGAUCAGCUACCUAUCGCGUACAUGAUGUACGGGUCCAAGGAUGUGCAAGAGAAACCAAAGAGCUUGCUGAGAAAAAAUUCGGCGGUCGUCGACAAAUAUUCGGCGGGCGACAAGUUGUAG
Metopolophium dirhodum (rose-grain aphid) is the source of this 642-nucleotide messenger RNA. RefSeq names its product cilia- and flagella-associated protein 20-like. The record is from RefSeq and is a predicted model, not a curated record. Gene Ontology annotation, biological process: cilium assembly; positive regulation of cell motility; regulation of cilium beat frequency involved in ciliary motility. Gene Ontology annotation, cellular component: motile cilium; ciliary basal body. Bases 1 to 642 code for a protein of 213 amino acids. The transcript is spliced from 3 exons. Lineage: Eukaryota; Metazoa; Arthropoda; Insecta; Hemiptera; Aphididae.